Messenger RNA from Ochlerotatus camptorhynchus, 720 nucleotides. Its product is annotated as BOS complex subunit NOMO3-like. The transcript has a single exon. Bases 1 to 720 code for a protein of 239 amino acids. NCBI's taxonomy places the organism in Eukaryota, Metazoa, Arthropoda, Insecta, Diptera, Culicidae. Gene Ontology annotation, cellular component: endoplasmic reticulum membrane. The record is from RefSeq and is a predicted model, not a curated record.
AUGAAUUUUAAUGUCAGAAUUUGUCAGUUUUAUUUGAAUGCUAGUGAUAAACAACAUGAAGUAGAACCCAACGGUCAUUACCGAAUCCGUGGCCUCCAACCCGGCUGCCAGUACCGGGUUCGCGUUCGCACCGACGGACCUUCGUCUAACGUUGAUCGUUCGAUCCCCAAGGAAAAGGUCAUCAAGGUCGAGAAGAAAGACGUCCGCGACAUCAACAUGAUCGCCAUAAGUCCACUGGCAUUCGUCGACGUUACCGUCCGGGUUUUGGCUUCCGAAAAGGAUUACUACAAAUCCCUCAAAAUCUUCCUCUACAAAAAGGGCAGUGAUUCGCCGGUUCACUCGCAACGCAUCGAAUCCCCCUUGAACCCCAAGAGCAAGAUCAACCCUGGCAUUAUGGUCUUCUUCCCCCGGAUUCCCUUCGACAGCAAGACCUACUACAUCGAACUGACCUCCACGCUGUCCGAUAAGAACUACAAAUACUCCCUCCCGAUGGUGGAGUUCACGGCCAACAGCAGUAGCUUCUUCAGUGAGAUGCACUUCCGACCGGAGCUGCGGACCGCCGAAAGUGAUCUCAACCAAAACUCGCUGUCGGCCAUCGUGCUCAUCCUGUUGGUCGGGUUCAUCUUCUUCAAGCAGGACCUGGCGCUGGAGCCGCUCGGUACGGUGUGGAAUAAACUGGGCGGAGCCGUCGGCGACAUUCUCAGCAAAUCGAGACCAUAA